Messenger RNA from Durusdinium trenchii, 317 nucleotides. NCBI's taxonomy places the organism in Eukaryota, Dinophyceae, Suessiales, Symbiodiniaceae. The record is from the annotation of a GenBank genome assembly.
AUGAUCAAGUUCAUCUUGAUGGUGAACAAGCAGGGCCAGACCCGACUAGCUCAGUACUAUGAGUUCCUGAGCGUCCGAGAGCGCGUCACGCUGGAAGGGGAGUUGAUCCGCAAGUGCCUUUCGCGGAGUGAAAGCCAGUGCUCCUUUGUGGAAUACAGGGACUAUCGCGUUGUUUACAGGCGGUAUGCUUCUUUGUAUUUCAUUGUCGGAAUAGACAACGAUGAGGAUUGCAACGAGCUUGCGAUCUUGGAGUUCAUCCACACCCUUGUAGAGACUCUGGACAAGUACUUCGAGAACGUUUGCGAGCUGGAUAUCAU